UAUGAAAUCAAGAAGCCGUUCCCGCAGUCGAACUAAACGCGAUAGGAAAAGAACCAAUCGUGCAACCAGUUCCCGUUCUAGCUCAUCUAGCAGUGAUAACAGCGCUAGUAGUGGAUCCAGUAAUAGCCGCAGUAGCAGAAGUAGCAGCAGCAGUACCGUCAGAAACCACAAUGCAAAAGACAAACACAGGCGAAGUGUUGAACCGAGAAAGACAGAUAAGCUGUCUGAAAGAAGACGAUCACGGUCACCAAAACAUAAGGAAAAUGCUUCAAAAGACCGUCGAGAUGAUAUGCCGUCAUCGUCGAGGAAUCGUCAUACAGACAACCGUAGGCGCCAAUCGAGAAGUCCGGAACGGAAACGAGUAGAGUCACGUUAUCGGGACGAUGAGCGUCACAAUCGACGAUCCCAUAGUCCCCGUGAGGAGCGAAACGAUGAUAGGCGACAGAAGGAUAGGAAUCGGCACGACGAAGAUUCACGCCACACUCAACGGCACAGAACUCGCAGUCCACGCGAACGAAGGGAUCGAUCCGUUGAACGCUCUCGGCGCUCUCGAGACGAUCGUAGCACAAGGCGCAAUGAAACGGACCGAAGAAAUGGACACGAACAGGCAAAAAACUGCCGCAAUCGGUCACGAAGUCCACGCAACCGUAGAGGUUCCUCCCGAAACGAUCGUAAAGAACGGUCCGACGAAGACGAGCAAGAUCAGCGUAACGAGUAUGGCGCACGGGGACAACAGAAACGCUGGAUGCAUGAUAUGUACGAAACGCACGAUUCACAGCGUAACGUGGAUCGUAGCUUCCGCCGUCCGAAUCGUGACCCGAUGGAUGAUGAUUUUAUGCAAUCCCGCCGUUUGCAGCGUGAAAUAAUUGGCACCGAGGGAGCACCGGAUGCGUGGGGCGAUUCCCCAUCGGAGGGCAACAGUUCCGACGAGGAGCUGGAACAGUCCAAGGGUACUUCGAAGCACAAAAAAAGCACCAAGGUGAAGAAAAAGUCGUCGAAACAUAAAUCGAAGAAGGAUAAGAAAAAGAAAAAAUCUUCCAAAAAGUCUAAAAAGUCUAAAAGCUCGAAGAAAAAGAAACAAAAAGCUAAAAAGAUAGAAUCGUCGGCCUCGUCGUCUGUAUCAUCGUCUUCGGAAUCCGGCUCGGAAACGGACGGUGAGGAAGAGGUUUGGGUGGAAAAAUCGGAAGCAAGCGCAACAGCGAAAGGUUCGGGUUCGAUAACGCAAACCGCCAGCUCGCAGGUCCGCUCGCUCGAGGAGGACGGAGACAAUGUGGUGGGACCGGUGAAAACGAGCGGUAACUUGAGCCAGAAAGAUUUCGGCCGCGCUUUGCUGCCGGGUGAAGGUGCUGCCAUGGCUGCAUACGUCACGGAAGGCAAGCGUAUUCCGCGGCGUGGUGAGAUUGGGCUUACGUCCGACGAAAUUGCCAACUUCGAGCAGGUUGGGUACGUGAUGAGCGGUAGCCGGCACCGGCGUAUGGAAGCCGUCCGUAUACGUAAAGAAAAUCAGAUUUACUCGGCGGACGAGAAGCGUGCGUUGGCCAUGUUUAGCAAGGAGGAGCGACAGAAGCGCGAAAACAAAAUCCUGACCCAGUUCAAGGAGAUGAUCACCGCCAAGUUAUCGGAAAACAAAAAGUAA
Molecule: messenger RNA, 1636 nt
Organism: Anopheles maculipalpis
Lineage: Eukaryota; Metazoa; Arthropoda; Insecta; Diptera; Culicidae
Product: NKAP family protein CG6066
Exons: 1
Coding region: 2-1636 (544 amino acids)
Biological process (GO): regulation of gene expression
Cellular component (GO): nucleus
Molecular function (GO): chromatin binding
Source: RefSeq, a predicted model, not a curated record